Messenger RNA from Trematosphaeria pertusa, 1231 nucleotides. RefSeq names its product NAD(P)-binding protein. The transcript has 3 exons. Lineage: Eukaryota; Fungi; Ascomycota; Dothideomycetes; Pleosporales; Trematosphaeriaceae. The coding region runs from base 218 to 1033 and encodes 271 amino acids. The record is from RefSeq and is a predicted model, not a curated record.
GCAAUAUACUCCAGCGAACCAGCCUCUUUGUUCAAGCAUGGGUAUCCUGUAAAAAAGGUUCUACAGCUGCGCGCCAAGGCCAUGGAGGAAGGUGUGAAGAUCUGGUGAGAUAUCGAUGGCCCCGCGAAUCCUGACGAGACGCCAGUUAUCCCCAGCCUCGUCCGCCAGCUUUUCCCGGAACCUCCAUCUCUAACGAAGCCCAUUCUUUCCGCUCUCAAUGGCAAGCCCGUACGCAGUCGACCCGCAGCCGUUUGCUAGCAAAGUGAUUGCCGUCACCGGAGCCAGUCGUGGUGUCGGGCUGGCAUUGUGCAAGUAUCUGCUAGCUAGAGGAGCGACGGUUUCCGGGUGUGCUACUUCCGCCGAAAACCUGGCCAAUGCAGUGGAAGAGAUCGAGAGAGAGUUUCCAGAAGCCAAGGGCCGAUAUUGGACUUGUGUCGCCGAUAUCUCCAAAUUGGACAACGUCAAGGCGUGGAUCGAACAGACGGUAGCGAGAUUCGGGAAUCUGGACGGGUGUGCCAAUGUAGCAGGCAUGGUGCAGCGGGAUAUUUUCCCAAUCACAGACCUGGAUCCCGGAACCUUCGUCAAACUCCUCAACGUUAACGUCGUGGGCACCUCCAACUGCCUGAAGGAAGAGAUGAAGGUCAUUAAAGACGGAGGCUCCAUCGUGAACGUUGGGAGUGUCGCAAGCAGCUACGCUAGCGCAGGAGCCGCCGGAUACAUCUCCUCAAAGCAUGCGCUAAUCGGCCUGACCAAGGUUGCUGCUUUCGAAGGCGCACCGAGGCGCGUCCGCGUGAACGCACUCUGUCCGGGCUUAAUCAACACGGAUAUGAUGGCGGGGGCAUACCAUUCUCCAGCCGGGGAGUUUUACUUGUCUGCGCAGACGAUGCCACGCAUUCUCAAGCGCAAUAUGGCGGAACCGUGGGAGAUCGCAGCUUCUAUUGCGUUCUUGCUUGGCGACGAAAGCAGCUACGUUACGAAGGCGACUUGGUUCCACGAUGGCGGCUGGACCGAAGGUAGCGUCCCUUGGAUGUGAGAUGCGGAUUCGGGGGCCUUCUUCGGGUGUAUAGCGUCUCCUAAGGAAACUGCAUGCCCUCCCACGUCCGAAGAAACGGUGGUGUUGUGAGUGCUCGCACGUAGCCGGUCUCUUGAAGUCCUUCCACCAGGCGUGGAAGCAAGCCGUCGGUAGAAUUUUCGCGCGAGAGCCAGGCUCCCGCCAGAAUACAAAGUGGAG